GCCCCCGCCCCGCCCCUCGCGUCACGUCCGUCCUGAAGAUGGCGGUGGCGCUGCGGCGGCUGCUCCCGGGACCGGCCCCGGGGGGCUCCCGGUGCUGCGGGGCCACCGCCUGGGGGGCCCGGGAGCGCUCGUACUGGCGGGCGCUGCGGAGACGGCUGCUGGGCCCCCCGGUGCCGCCCUUCUCGGAGCCGUGCCAGGUGGGCACACCGGUGCUGCGCUCCCCCGCCGCCGCCGUGCCCGCGGAGAGCCUGGGCAGCCCCGAGCUGCGGGCGCUGGCGGCGGCGUUGGCGGCAGGGCUGCGGCGGGGCCCGUGCUUGGGGCUGAGCGCCCCGCAGCUCGGUGUGCCCCUGCGGGUCUUCGCCGCCGAGCUGCCGCCCGCCCGCUGCAGCCACUACCCCGCGGCGCUGCGCGGUGCCCAGCGCAUCGAGCCCUUCCCGCUGCGCGUCCUCGUCAACCCCGUGCUCCGCGUGCUCGACGCCCGCCUCGUCACCGCGCCCGAGGGCUGCGCCAGCCUCCGCGGCUUCUCCGCCUGCGUGCCAAGGCACUGGGCUGUGCACGUCUCCGGCGUGGACGAGAGCGGGCAGCCGGUGAGCUGGGAGGCGUGGGGCUGGGCUGCCCGUGUUAUCCAGCACGAGCUGGACCACCUGGACGGCGUGCUCUUCAUCGACCGCAUGGACAGCCGCACCUUCACCAACACCGCCUGGAGCCAGCUCCUCGACUGACAGCCACCAGGCACCCCCAGCACUGGCUCCAUCGCGGCAAUACCGAGCAUGGGGCAGCCCCUGCCUCCUGUCCUGCCUGCAAACUGCGGGGUGCUGAGCCUCGUCCCCCCCCCCACAGCACCCACACCAUGGGAGGAGGGAAGGGGCCGGGGUGCAGGCUGCUGGGAUAUAGGGGAAGGGGGUGUCCUGCGGCUGGGCACCGUCUGAAGCUUUUGGAUUGUUUUUAUUUUCAUAUAAACAAGACAGAACCCGAA
Anas platyrhynchos (mallard) is the source of this 976-nucleotide messenger RNA. The record is from RefSeq and is a predicted model, not a curated record. Lineage: Eukaryota; Metazoa; Chordata; Aves; Anseriformes; Anatidae.